Messenger RNA from Bursaphelenchus okinawaensis, 1291 nucleotides. The record is from the annotation of a GenBank genome assembly. Lineage: Eukaryota; Metazoa; Nematoda; Chromadorea; Rhabditida; Aphelenchoididae.
AUGCUUGGAUCACCGAGCCAACGUUCCAGUGUAGCAAACGGCUCUUCAGCUUUCUUCCACAACGGUUAUCCACCACACAACCCCAAUCAGCCAUCGUACAGUCCAAUGAAUGGCAGUUAUAUGCAUCCUUAUGGGAUGCCUACUAACAGGAACGUUGCCCGAGUCCAAUCUUCAUCCACACCUUCAUCCUCACCGUCCACACCCGUAACAAUGGGCGGAAACAGGUCUCAACGUUGUGGGUCUUGUAAUGGAUGUACUAGUAAGCAAUGUGGUAAAUGUACAUAUUGUUUGGAUUCGCCAUUGUUUGGAGGUCCCGGUGUUAAAAAACAGAGUUGUAUUGAACGGAGAUGUCACAGAGUGAUGGAGAAUAAGCUACAGGUUAGUUAUUUUGAUUAUUUUUGGCUUUUAGGUAGCAUUUUGUUCAAAUAGCUGGCGGUAUACUAAGUUUUCUGCCCAAACUAUUUUGUAACAUAAAAUCUUGUGUUUUAGAGAGAAGCAGCUACCUUGAAAGUUCGCAGAGGUUGUGGACAUUGCCCUGAAUGUCAAGCUGCUGAUUGUGAUGUCUGUUUACCGUGCCAAGACCGAAAGUUCUUCGAUUCCCGAUAUCUACCCGGAGCUUCAUGUUUAAGGAAAAGAUGUGGAGAUACGAUAUACAUUGACAGUAAAAAUAAAGGAACGAAACGACCAAGUUCGAAUUCUUCUGAAGAACAAGACAUGAAGCGGCCAAUGCAUCAGCCAGUAUUCGUACCUAACCCACAACCAGCUUACUACCAACACCCACCUCAAGUCGUAUUUACUACACAGAAUGGACAGUAAGUUUUUACGUUACUUUUUGAUUUUUAGGUAACUAAUUAUAUUUUAUUUUAAAACGAUAAGCCUUUUAAUAGUUAGAACUUCUUAAAUACCUUUAUUCACCAAUCUUCUUUUUAACUCCAUCAUUUUUAGCCCUCUACCUCAUCAAUACCAACAGUAUCAGAUAAAAUCGGAGAUUCGGAACGAGAAUGUGCCGGUAUCGUCCAUCGCCUCUCAACCCCCAAAUGGUACGCCAAUUCAGAUGCAGUUGGGACAGAAUUCACCCAGCUUUGCUCCUCCAAUGGGCUAUGCCAUGUACCCACCCGGCCAAAUGCCUCCACCCCAGCCUUUUAAACCUCCCUACCACUACUUUAGCUUACCCACGCCUUUGGAACCGACCAAAGUCGAAAGUCUCGACCCGGAGAAGAAGGACGUCGACGAUGAAUACAUAGCCCCAUCGUACAAAGAGAAGGACCUAAUUGUUCUUCAACCCCUAUAA